AUGAACCCGCGGAGAGUGUACGGGAAGACAAGGACACACUUCCACGGUGCGCUGGCGUGCAGCGCUGUGGGUCAACAAGAUCCCGCUGGUCGUCUGUAUGCGCCUGGGGAUCUGACAUCAAACGGGGCAAUCGACAGUGCCUACGAGCUGGAGGCACCAGGUCGCCCCCGCCAGGCGCCCUCCAACAGCCUGCGUGGUCCGUGCCCCUCUGGGGCGCUGGAGAUCAUCAGCCUUCUCGACGCCACAGGCAGGAGAGACGCGUAUGAACCCGCGGAGAGUGUACGGGAAGACAAGGACACACUUCCACGGUGCGCUUGGCGUGCAGCGCUGUGGGUCAACAAGAUCCCGCUGGUCGUCUGUAUGCGCCUGGGGAUCUGA
Molecule: messenger RNA, 378 nt
Organism: Prorocentrum cordatum
Lineage: Eukaryota; Dinophyceae; Prorocentrales; Prorocentraceae
Source: the annotation of a GenBank genome assembly